AUGUCCAUGAUGGAUGACCCUUUUGUCACCAGCCCGGAAGGGGCGCGGAUCCCCCAGUCGACGAACCAGUAUUCCCCUUUCGAUGCGCAACUGUUCAACUUGGAUGCAGCCACUCCUGCGCAAGCGAAACGGGCACUCGAGGCCCAUUUAGCGGAAACCGAGCGCCGACUAGAAGAAGCGUCGAAGCUGGGAACUGCGCUCGUCGAGCAACGGAAGGACCUGGAGGAUAGGCUCAGAGAUGUGGAACAACAGCAGGAGGAGGGCCAGAUUGGAGAGGAUCUCCGCCGGAAACUGGCCGAUCUGGAGCGCGAGUACAAUGAAAUAGGCCAAGAGACCGCGCGAGCAUUCCUUGCACCAAAGCGCCAUGUUAGUGGAGAUGAUGGGCACUUAGGCACACCCUCUCUGGACCAGAAGUCGCCGUUAAGCUCAGCACUAUUCGCCGGCCAAGCUACCAACUCUCCGAGCAAAGUGAGCGUCCCAUCGCGUAAAUCGCGGAACCAGUCGAACCGCGUUCACGAUAUCGAGUUUGCCACCGAGAUAUCGACAUCUUUGCUUGCACAAGUGCGCCAACUGCAGUCAAUGCUCGCCGAACGUGAAGAGACACUUAAAACCGUGAAUCUGGAAAAGUCGAGACUGGAGCUGGAGGCUGAAGGAUAUGCACAGCGGAUCCGCGCUCUGGACGAGAGCGAGGAACGUUACAAGGAUGAGAAUUGGGCAUUGGAAACCAAGAUUCAUGAGCUCACCGCCGCCGCGAAGGAUGCUACAGACCGCGAAACGAAGCUUAACAGCAGCUUGGGGGCAGCAAAUGUGGAGAAAAGCGCCAUUGAGCGAGAGUUGGAGGACCUGAAACAAGCAAACGCGAAGCUCGUCGAGGACCACACGGCAACCCAGAAGGCAAAUGAUGCUGAAAUCAACCUUUUGCGCAGGAAUCUGACUGCGGGGGAUGCGGAGAAGCUGGCGCUUCAGCGCAAGCUCGAGGACAUGAACACGCAGAACCAAGAGCUCGCGAAGGCAGUGGCCAUGCGAUUGCGCCAGCAUGAGACUGAGUCCGCACGUGAAGUUGUCCGCCUACGCGAUUCCGACGAUGAAGACCAAGCCACGCCGGAGAACUCCCCGCCACCUUCGCCGAGCAAAUUCACACCUCGCCAUAAUCAUCUCGAGACCGAGACCUUGCGAAGCUCGCUUGGCCAUGCUCAUAGGAUGAUCCAAAACCUGCGAAGUACAGUUCACCGUGAGAAGACCGAGAAAAUUGAACUCAAGCGUAUGCUCCAAGAGGCUCGAGAUGAGGUCGAGCAGCGCCGCCGUGACUCAGUUGCUGCAAACGGACCCACAAACAAGCGGCAAAAGACGAAGGCUGACACGCGCAAGCCUGCACGUCCGGACCUGCUGGGUGCUGGCAGAAAGAAGGCCGAGGUCGAGAUCCAUGAUUCGGAUUGGGAAUCCAAUGCUGGCGACAUAAGCCCGACGUCCCACAAAGCGUCCAUCAACUCUCGGGCUUAUCCUGGAGACCAGUCAACUGAUGACCGUAGUGAUGCGUACCAGACUGCCACAGAGAACGAUGAUCCGUUCGAGACCGCCAAUGAACGGGAGACAACGACCGAAAGUGAAGCCUUCCAGACCGGCGUGGAGAGCAUGGCUGGCGAGAGCACUGAUAGCGAUGAGCUCACUGAGACUGAAGAUCGUAUCAACAGGACUCCCCGCGAACGUGUCUCGUCAUUGACUCUGGCCAAGGCUCGUGACCGAACAUCUUACUAUAGCACAGCCUCUACCUCUGCUGAUGAGGAUGAGAAUACAGACCCUGGAACACCAUCAGUUAGCCAGUUCUCUACUCCCCGCUACCGCCUGCGGAAGAAGAAGAGCGUUCUGCGCAAGAUCCGUCCUUCUGGCGAGGCACCGAUGGCCUUUAAUAGCCGACCCUCAAGUGCAAGAGAAUCCCCAUCGACAAGCUUCACACGAGAGACAUCCGCGGCCCCAGAAGGCCAAAGUCUCUUUGCUGAACUCGCUGAGAUUGAUGGUGAUGAAGAUGACUUCGGUCCGCCAAUGCAGUUCGAGGCAGUGUCGCCCUCCACCCCGCGCAUGCUUCCCGGCUUCGAUUCAAGGAGACCGUCUGCAGUUUCAAUAGAGUCUCCGCCGAAGCCGGCUAUGGUCGAUUCUGGCGUCAUGACAGAUCCUUGGGAACCCACUCCUUUCCUCGUUUCCCAGACGGAUGACGACUCUGUCAACAGCGCUCCCGUUACGCCCACAAAGCCAACAAUGUCCGAUGCCGGUACAGCCAUGGACAUGUCGGCUUCACCCGAGUUCGUUAGCUCAUCGACUCAGUGGACACCUAUGAAGUCUGAUGCGGACCUUAAUGGGGAUCGUGUCUUGAAUGUGCCUACGCCGCCGAAGAUGGCAUGGGACGGGCAGAUUCUGGACGGGCAGCGGGAAGUUAACGUACCUGACACUCCUACCACACAAAUGGAGCUGGACGUUUCUCCUAUCUCGUCUGAAGAGACCGAGCCAGUGGCGCCCACUUUCCCGGAGCUGAGCACAGCGUUCUAUGCGGGAAGUGCGACAGAACCCAUUGCUGCCAGUGUUCCCGUUCCUGAAGUAGCCUUGUCGUCAAUCUCGUCGCAGUCAAGUGAACCAGUGUCGCCCAUCGUUCCUGCUCUCACUCCUCGCGAGUUAGCCUUGUCCUCGAUUUCCUCGCAAUCCAGUGAACCGGUGUCGCCUGUCAUUCCUGCUCUUCCUCCGCCCGAGGUAGCCUUGUCCUCCAUCUCAUCACAAUCUAGUGAACCGGUGUCGCCCGUCAUUCCUGCUCUACCCGAGCCCACACCGAUAUACGUGCCGGAGAUGGCAUUCUCACAAAUAAUUGUGCAAGAUACGCUCCCUGUCCUCGCCAGCUUACCCGAGCCUGCUUCGGAACGAGUGCUGUCCUUCACCGAACAAGGAACGAGUACGGAUAUUGCAGAAUUCUCAGUUUCUGGUAUUUCCUCACAACAGACUGAGCCAGUUGAGCCUAUCUACGAGCCGAAGGAAGACGUGGCUAUCGUGAAUGAUGUUCCUGAGCGGGUGCUUUCCUUUACCGAGCAAGGAACUAGUACAGAGGAAGCUGAGAUUUCAUUUUCGAUCAUUUCGUCCGUUGAAACGGAGCCCAUUGAGGCAGUAUAUGAGCCUAAGGAAGAGGUUGCUAUCGUGGAGGACUUUGCCCCUGAACAGGUGCCGUCAUUUGCCGAACAAGGAACAAGUACAGACGUCGCCAAGAUUUCAUUUUCGGCUAUUUCUUCUGUCGAAACUGAGCCCAUUGAACCGGUUCAUGAGCCUAAAGAAGAGGUUGCCAUCGUGGACGAGGUUGUUCCCGAACCAGCCCAUCCUGUGCUGAGCAUCUCACUCACCCCUCCGGCGUACACCGAACCAAUCGCGCCAGAGGUUCAAGAAAUCGCCGUUCCACCGGCACCGCAGUUGGCGCUGUCUACGGUCAGCUCAGUCGAAACACCCCCUGUCGAGUACACACCAGACGUACUUGUCCUACCUACGCCACCAGCACUCGACGAAAACACUCCACUCAGCGGAAUGGCCAGCUCUGCUAAAGCAAUGAAGAGUGCCCCACCGCUUGUUGUCGUGGACGAGAACACGGGCAAAGUUACUGCUGAUGAGACGGUUACUCAACAGACUAGUGCGACGAGGCCUUUGGGUACGAUUUCUGGAAAUGCGGCUCCACGUCGCGCAAGGGCGUGCUCGUCCAACCAGGCCGACCAGGGUGCUCAGACCAUUUUGUCAGCCAAGCAAAUCGACCAGCUCCUUAUUGACCGCGCUUCUUCCAGACCACUUUCCCCUCCUGAUAGCGACAAAGCUAAGGAAAUGAGCAACUCACCUUUUGCUACGCCCAAGGCGCGAUCGCGUCCCGUCCCCCAGGCUUCCAAUGGCUCCCUCCAGAAGAGGCCAGGAAGUGCCGCAAGCCAAGCGUCAAGUGUGCAAAUUCACCCCCCCUUGCCUGCUGAUCACAAGGAAGCCAUCAUGGCCGCGGAAAAGAAAUCCAUCGAUCAACGCCCGUCUUCUGCUGGUUUGAUGGGCCCCCCACUUGCUCCUGCCUCCGCAUUAAGGGCCAACUCGGCCAACUCGGCGCAACGCCCCCGAACGCCGAAUGGAUCGGCAGUUCAGGUUGGCUCUGCACAGACAAUUACAUCAAAGGCCAGCAUGAGACGCGACAGCCAGAUGUCACGACGAUCCUCGGUGUCUUCCUUCGCGUCCGAACUGGAGGAGCGCUUCAACAUGCAACCCACCCCGGCUUUUGCCCCACAGGGCUACGCUGUUGGGACCGACCCUCGGAUGAUUCAAGCCAUCACUCAAACGAUGAUUGGUGAAUUCCUCUGGAAGUACACUCGCAGAGCCGUUUCUGGGGACAUUUCCAACACCAGGCACCGCCGAUACUUCUGGGUCCACCCGUACACGCGAACACUAUACUGGAGCGAACACGAUCCGCAGUCUGCUAGCAAGAGCGAGGGUCGAACAAAGAGUGUUUCGAUUGAAGCAGUAAGGGUGGUGGCUGACGACAACCCAUACCCACCAGGACUUCACUGCAAGAGCUUGGAAGUCGUUAGUCCUGGUCGCCGGAUCAGGUUUACCGCCACUACAAGCCAACGACACGAGACAUGGUUCAAUGCACUUUCAUACCUCCUGGUACGGAACGGUCCGGAGGAUGAAGAGGCAGAAAAUGGUGUUACUCUCGAGGAUAUUGAUGAGUUCAACCCCGGAUUCCGCUCUCGUUCCCGCCAAACCGCGCGCAUGUCGGUCUCCUCAUCGCAAAGCCGCGGCGCGGGGCGCUUGCCAAAGCAACGUUCAGGCUCAGCCAUGUCGUUACGACCCAGUAUGACACCCGGCCGUGCAUCGCCGUAUCCUCCAUCGCACUACUCAGACCAGGCAAGGCAGACGUCGACGUCCCGGUUGAGUACCAUCUUUAACUCGACGAUCAAGGGUUCCUUUGGACGAAAAAGCCCGUACGCGGCGUCCAGCCUGAACGAAGGUAGCAUCCAUGACCAUGGUAGUGUGGAGGACCUUCGGCACAUGAUGGACAGGGGCGACGAUGCGGACCGGCUCGAGAAUGUUCGUGCCUGCUGUGAUGGCAAGCACGACGUCAGCUCGCUGUCAAGGACGAGCCGCUACAGCCCUCGCGCCAACCGGAUCCACUCGCAUCACUAA
This is a messenger RNA of Aspergillus mulundensis, 5178 nucleotides long. RefSeq names its product putative nuclear migration protein (ApsA). The coding region runs from base 1 to 5178 and encodes 1725 amino acids. Gene Ontology annotation, biological process: maintenance of protein location in cell cortex; microtubule cytoskeleton organization; establishment of mitochondrion localization. NCBI's taxonomy places the organism in Eukaryota, Fungi, Ascomycota, Eurotiomycetes, Eurotiales, Aspergillaceae. The record is from RefSeq and is a predicted model, not a curated record. Gene Ontology annotation, cellular component: cell cortex; mitochondrion. Gene Ontology annotation, molecular function: phospholipid binding; tubulin binding. The transcript is spliced from 2 exons.